Molecule: messenger RNA, 1404 nt
Organism: Lichtheimia ornata
Lineage: Eukaryota; Fungi; Mucoromycota; Mucoromycetes; Mucorales; Lichtheimiaceae
Exons: 2
Coding region: 1-1404 (467 amino acids)
Source: RefSeq, a predicted model, not a curated record
AUGGCAACGGACGAACCUAAAAGACGACAACGUGUCAAUUGGAACAAGGCUGUAAGACCUAAUGGCAAGACCUCCAAUGAGGUUAUGGUGGAAUACUUUCAAGUGCCAGGCAAUUUCAAGCGUGCGUUAUCAUCAAUCAGUAUAGCUCGAAAACUUGGAUUGCCUAUUGAGAACAACGACAGAGUGGUUCAUGAGGUCUUGGAACGUUUGCAUGCAGAAGGGUUCACAUUUCGCAAGUAUGCCAAGGUGUUUCUUAAGGUGAUUGAAUGGAUGACGGGGUAUAUCAAGGCUCGUGCAUCGGCGACAAGAGAAAACAACCUUGAUCGACGAGACAUUCAACGCAUUUUUCCAUUCUAUUAUCAUAUUUGCGACAUUGUCGGCGAUAUAGACGCGUCUACUAUUUCAAUCGUUCUUGGUCAUGAUCAACAAGAACAAGAUCACGCUCGUCAUGAUUCUAUGAGUCGCGUUGACAAUGAUCCACCCGCCUACCCUACCGCUCAACGUGAUGGUGGAAUGGCGACAAGCAGCAUCAGCAUCAACAGCAGUAAUCAUAUGGAUGAACCCGGCGAUAGUUCCAGUAUCAGUGAUGACAUGCAAAUCAAUCAACUUGGAAGGACGUUGCCGAUGAAUACACCCUUUAACGGCCAACAUGAUAUUGCUGUUAGCUAUGUCAGGAGCAGUAGGUUACCACCACCUUCCUAUGAAUCAUCGCCAUGGCAACAACAACAACAGCAUCCACCUCCACGACCACAAUCUCCACAAGCACGCAUUUUCCCAACACAUACACCCUAUGUUCAACCUGCAUCACCUCAACCUGCAUCACCCGAACCUCCAUCGCCUGAACCUCCGUCGCCUACACCUUCUUCUUCUUCCCAUGAUACCACUUUUACAUUCCAAACAGCACAUGCAAUACUACUUCUGCCACAACAACAACAGCCACAACAACAACAACCAUUAUCAACAUCUUCAUCCACAGCCGCUAUUACCCCAUCAAUAGUACCACCUACGCCACCCUCCAGUAAUACAGCUGACAUCACUCGCAAACGACCCGCCAAUGAUUCAGAAACGAACACAUCUUCCAUGCAUACCACACACAAUACACGAAGGAGGAUCAUAGAACCAGCUGCUGAUGAUCAAGAGACUUUGGAGGACACCCCACUUGAAAUGAUGCAACGGAAUAAUGAACAUCUACGUCAAUCAAACAUGUACGAAUACCACCAUCAACGGUUGCUUGAUCAUCAACACAUCUUAUUGAGCCACCAAGCACGUAUUUAUCGAAUACAAGAAAUGCAAGCGCAGUCAACGCUUAUAAAGUCAAUGACGGAUGCUGGAUUUUCAAAGAAUGAGAUAGCAGCGGCUUUAAAGGGACAUCGUCAAGGUGUGAGUAACACCCGUUUUCAGUAA